GCGUGCCUCGCGCGCCGUCGCCUCUUCCGGCGCCAAGAUGUCGAAGCGCGGGCGCGGCGGCUCCUCCGGCGCCAAGUUCCGCAUCUCCCUCGGUCUGCCGGUGGGAGCCGUGAUCAACUGCGCGGAUAACACAGGCGCCAAGAACCUCUACAUCAUCUCCGUGAAGGGCAUCAAGGGGCGCCUCAACAGGCUGCCGGCCGCCGGCGUGGGCGACAUGGUCAUGGCGACGGUGAAGAAGGGCAAGCCCGAGCUGAGGAAGAAGGUGCACCCAGCUGUCGUGAUCCGGCAGCGAAAAUCGUACAGAAGAAAAGACGGCGUCUUCCUCUAUUUUGAAGACAAUGCAGGCGUGAUAGUAAAUAAUAAAGGAGAAAUGAAAGGUUCUGCGAUCACAGGCCCUGUGGCUAAGGAGUGUGCAGAUCUGUGGCCCAGGAUAGCCUCCAAUGCAGGAAGCAUCGCAUAAACGUGCUCGUCUUUGUAGAGAUAAAAUAAAAGUGCUCAUGUAAAAUAA
Messenger RNA from Nothoprocta perdicaria, 508 nucleotides. RefSeq names its product ribosomal protein L23 (gene RPL23). Lineage: Eukaryota; Metazoa; Chordata; Aves; Tinamiformes; Tinamidae. Gene Ontology annotation, cellular component: ribosome; cytosolic large ribosomal subunit. Gene Ontology annotation, molecular function: large ribosomal subunit rRNA binding; structural constituent of ribosome. The transcript has 5 exons. The record is from RefSeq and is a predicted model, not a curated record. The coding region runs from base 38 to 460 and encodes 140 amino acids. Gene Ontology annotation, biological process: translation.